AUGAAUAACAGAAGGAACAUUAAUCAUGGCAAUAAAUGUGCUGGUGUUAUAGCUGGUGCAGCUAACAAUGGCGUUUGUGGCGUGGGGUUGGCAUACGAUGCGAAAAUUGCAGGCGUUCGCCUAUUUGAUAAUCCUCAUAACGUAUGGGCAACUGAUGCAAUGGAAGCACAGGCCUUAUUGCACAAAAUAGAAAGUGUCCACAUAUACUCUAACAGCUGGGGGCCUGGUGACACUGCUUGGAGAGUGGAGGGUCCUGGGAAACUGGCCAGUGAAGCUCUGAAACGCGGCAUAGAAAAGGGUCGUGGUCAACUAGGCGCCAUCUAUACUUUUGCAGCUGGAAAUGGUGGCAUGACGGGAGAUAGCUGUGCAUACAGCGGUUAUGUUAAUAGUAUCUAUACCAUUGCCAUAGGCGGUGUGAAUAAAGAUGGCACCCUUCCAAGGUUUUCAGAGGAAUGUCCAGCGAUCAUGGCUACUGCUUACAGCUUUGACAAAUUUAAACCACUGGGAAAAAUAAUAAGCAUUGAUAAUAAGAGAGGAUGUGUGCAAGACUUUGGAGCAACCUCGGCGGCAGCGGCUAUGGCCUCAGGCUUAAUUGCACUGACUCUACAAGCAAAUCCUGACUUAUCAUGGCGUGAUGUACAACACAUAAUAGUUAACAGUGCAAGACGAGCGCCAGGUGGAAAGCCACUUUCGCAUGGCCAGUACGGAAAGUGGGUGAAAAACGGAGCUGGUUUUUAUGUCAGCAAGUAUUACGGCUUUGGGCUCAUGGAUGUGGCAAAGAUGGUGAGCCUAGCAAAGAAUUGGAAGAGUGUCCCCUCGCAGAUAAAGUGUGAGAUUAAAGGCGACGAUAGAGCAAUAGCUAUCCCAGGAAGUGUUUCAGUAGCGUUUAAGGGUUGCCCCAUAAAGUUCUUGGAACACGUGCAAAUCAGGGUGGAUCUUUAUUUUACGCAUCGAGGAGACUUAUCUCUGCGACUUAAAGCGCCAAGUGGGACAACGUCUCCAAUGACUGGACAUCGCCCCAUCGACAACCUCACUCCAUUCAAAAACCUUACAAACUGGCAUAUAACUACCUUGUUUCACUGGGGAGAGAGUCCUGAGGGAAAGUGGGAACUCAGUGUUGAAGAUUUUGACAAGGAAACCCCAACCUCUGGCACUCUUCAUAGCUGGUCCUUGAUUUUGUAUGGUACCACCACGCCCAUCUCAGACCGCCCAAAGGUGCAUUCAACAGCACAUCCAGCAGUGACAACAGUAGAGAAAUUACCAACAUCAAGAUUCGACGCACUGAAAUGGAAGUAUACGCCGUUAGUUGGUGCAGCUAUUGUCAUUCCAUUGUUUGUUGUAAUUGUGGUGGUGAUUCGUUGUUUAUAUACGAGAAAAAGAAUACACCAGACUGGUCAGAUGGAGCGUUCAAUAGAGAUAAUGCAAGAAAAGGAACAAGGACAAGACAGCGGGAUGACUAUCCAUACCAAAGAGGAAUAUGUUUAAGAGUGCCAGAAUCCUGGAGCAGAGUGGUUUGUUGUCCAGUUUAUGUUGUCGUAUGACAAGAUACUCUGCUUGUCCAUCUUCUGAUGUUUUUCAACCAAAAGUACUUCCAAUGAUUAUCAACCAAAAAUGUGCGGUAAACAUUUUAUCCCUUGAAAUCAACCGCCUUUCUUAAAAAUGUGGUUUAGCAGAGUAUCGAGAUCGGAUUUUAUGAGCAUAAUGUGUAUCACUGAUUAAUUUAGUAAUGGUUAUCCUUUGUAGAGCUUUUUCACCGUUUUGAUCAAUAUUCAUCCUCGGAGAGACCCAGGGGCAGUGAGUCGAUUUCAAGUUAAGG
Molecule: messenger RNA, 1816 nt
Organism: Stylophora pistillata
Lineage: Eukaryota; Metazoa; Cnidaria; Anthozoa; Scleractinia; Pocilloporidae
Product: furin
Biological process (GO): peptide hormone processing
Cellular component (GO): trans-Golgi network; Golgi membrane
Molecular function (GO): serine-type endopeptidase activity
Source: RefSeq, a predicted model, not a curated record